Messenger RNA from Symbiodinium necroappetens, 414 nucleotides. NCBI's taxonomy places the organism in Eukaryota, Dinophyceae, Suessiales, Symbiodiniaceae. The record is from the annotation of a GenBank genome assembly.
AUGAAGCCUUGGGCCAUCUGCGAGCAUCUGGCUGACCUUUGCUUGGAAGAGUUCUUUGCUCAGGGUGACAAGGAGAAGGAGCUUGGUAUCCCAGUGCAGAUGCUCAACGAUCGCGACAAGGUUAAUCGACCAAACUCACAGGUGGGCUUCAUCGAGUUCGUAAUCGCACCUCUCGCGGAGCAGAUGGCCAUGAUAUUCCCGGGGCUUUCCUUCCUGCCUGCGAAUCUCAGCGCUAACACGCAAAAUUGGGCUGAGAUCUGGAAACAGGGGUCAAGUGCAUCCGCGGAGGAAAUUGAGAAGUUCGACGCGCGUAUAGCUAAAGUCACUGGUCGCUUCAAGGCCUUCAACCAGAGACGGGAAGUCAACGUGAGGCAGUCACUGUCGGUGCAAAGCGAGGUAUCCGGCGAAUUGUAA